AUGCAUGAGCAAAGUAAGAAAAUGGAUUGUGGUGACACGGAGUAUGUGAUCAGGUGCUUUGGAUGCUUAAGCAUUGUGUGCCGUAGGGCAAGAAGAUCGAUGCUUUUGCUGAACACCAAAAUCAAAAUAUACUCAGGCAGCAAUCCCACGGAGUGUGUGCAGUCUGCUAGGAAUGGAUACAUGGCAUACAUGUGCAAGUGCAUUGUGGCGGAUAUAAGGUGCAAGUGUUGCCGCAUGGUGCUUGGAUAUCACAUUGUUAGGCCAUGCAUUAAAUGCACAGCAGGCACAGGCAACAGCCAUAGAUGGAUAUUUGAUACAAGCUCUGUAAAAUCUUCAGCUAGGCAGGCAGGAUAUGAAAUGCAGGCAUGUGAUUUGCAGCAUUUUGGCACUGAUUACGAUCAUGAAAUCAAAAUAAGAUGA
Molecule: messenger RNA, 420 nt
Organism: Ordospora pajunii
Lineage: Eukaryota; Fungi; Microsporidia; Ordosporidae
Product: FAM72 protein
Exons: 1
Coding region: 1-420 (139 amino acids)
Cellular component (GO): cytosol
Source: RefSeq, a predicted model, not a curated record